AUAACGCUUUCCGCCCAACAGAUGCUGCGUUCAGGUGCCAGAUGAAAUGUACCAGCGGAACUGCUGUGAUAAUAAAAGGCAUCCAGUCAUCAUAAUCAUAAGUUUAAACGGGAGUUCCUUAUUUACCUCGUGGCCAUGAAUGCAGCACAAUACAUGUCGAGUCUUCACAUCCACUCACAACAUUCUCGCAUGGAGUGAUUCAUGUUGUACUAAGUGUACAGCCUGUGCCCAUAAAAAGACAAGCGCAUUUCGUAGUGUUAAGCCAAGCCUAAACAUGCCCGAUUCUGGAUCAAGUGAAACCGGUUCGAAGGUUUCAGACCCACAACAUUCCCAGAAACUCCUCAGGGUCCUUCGCAUCUUCUGGCAGGAGCAAAGCUUCCACGAUGCGCUGCUGGUGGUUGAUGGAGAGGAGCUUCCUGUUCAGAAAAACAUCCUGGCUGCUGCCAGCCCUUAUAUCAGGACCAAGCUGAACUACAAUCCUCCAAAGGAAGAUGGGUCUACAUACAGAAUUGAGCUGCAGGGGGUCUCCAUGCCCAUCAUGAAACAGAUCCUGGACUACAUCUUCAGUGGUGAAAUCACUUUAAGUGAAGAGACCAUCCAGGACAUGGUGCAGGCGUCCGACCUGCUCCUUAUGUCUGACCUGAAGUCCCUGUGCUGCCAGUUCUUAGAGAGCUGCAUCACUGCAGAGAACUGCAUCGGCAUCCGGCUCUUCUCUCUGCACUACUGCCUUUACCACGUCCACUAUGCCGCCACUGAGUUCCUGCAGACACAUUUCGGCGAUGUGGCGCUCACUGAGGAGUUCUCAGAGCUGACGCCGGACCGGCUCUGCGAGGUGCUGGCUAUGGAAAAGUUGAACGUGGGCAAUGAAAAGCACGUGCUGGAGGCUGUGGUGCGAUGGUUCGCACACGACCCAGAGGAUCGCAGGGUACACAUGAAGGAAGUGAUGUCUGCAGUGUGGCUACAGGGCCUGGACCUGAGCUACCUGAGAGAACAGGCCAUGGGGGAACCACUGAUGAGGGAGGUGAUCAGAGAGUACUGUCAGCCGGUGCUGAGGGCUGGUCAGCUGCAGGGUGAGGCGCUGCUCGCCGCCUUCAAGCCCCGAGGUUACUCAGAGUGUAUAGUUAUCUCUGGAGGAGAGGAUCGCAAAAGCAGGAAGCCGACUGCCGUGACACGCUGCAUGUGUCCGCUCUACGACACCAACAGACAGGCCUGGAUCGAGCUGCAGCCAAUGAGUGUCGCCCGCCUCGGCCACGGGGUGGUCGCUGCCGAGGGUUUUCUGUUUGUGAUGGGCGGAGCAGAUGAACACAAAACAGUCCUGGACAGUGGAGAGAAAUAUGACCCUGAAUCCAACACCUGGAGCCCCAUACCCCCAAUGCUACAGGCUCGUCAGAACUUUGGUGUGGUGGAGCUGGACGGUCUGAUCUACGUUCUCGGAGGAGAGAACGAAGAAACGGAGCUGGUCACUGUUGAAGUGUUUGACCCUCACUUCAGUACCUGGAGAAUGCAGACCAGCAUGACCAUGAUCCGCAAGGUCGGCUGCUAUGCCUCAAUGAAUAAGAAGAUCUAUGCCAUGGGUGGGGGCUCCUACGGGAAGCUGUUUGACUCUGUUGAAUGCUUUGACCCCAAAACCCAGCACUGGACGGGCCUCUGUCCUCUGAAAGAGAGAAGGUUUGGUUCGGUGGCGUGUGGUGUCGGUCAGGAGCUCUAUGUGUUCGGUGGAGUUAGAAGCCAAGAGCACGACAACCCCGAGCAAAGACAAAUGAUGACCUGCAAGUCUGAGUUCUACCAUGAUGAGAUGAGGAGGUGGAUGUUCCUGGAUGACCAGAACCUGUGUAUUCAGACCAGCUCAUCCUUCGUGUACGGUGCUGUGCCCAUUGGAGCCAGCAUCUAUGUAGUGGGAGACCUGGACACAGGAACAAGCUUUGACUACAUCCGGGAGUUUCGGCGCAGCACUGGAACAUGGCAUCGCACCAAGCCUAUGUUACCCACCGACCUCUCCAAAACAGCCUGUGCCGCCCUGCGCAUCGCCAACUGUCGACUGUUCCGCCUCCAGUUGAGCCAGGGCAUGUUCCGAAUCAGAGUCUGACUCCUUUUUUGCACACUGGUACUUUCUACCUGCUAUAGUCUGGGUUUAGGGGUUGUAUUAACAUUGAAAUAUUACAGUGACUAGAUGUUGGGGUUGUGACUGUCCGUUCAAGGGUUCAUACUCGAGACCCUUUUGCUGUAUGACGGCACAAAACUUAAUCUAAACGCGUUAUUAUAAUAUUAUAGGUUUUGUGGAAUUUAAAAAAAAUCGAAAUAGUGUUUUCUUUUUAAUGUGGGAUUUGAUCAGUUUUUGCUUUUUAUUUUAAUGGACAUUCCUCAUUUGUAAUGUUUACUGGUAAUAUGUUGCUUGGUGAGGGAUUUAAACUGUAAACAACACUUGAUAACGAACUACCACGUAACUACAUAAGGGGAUUAUGAUGCACAUUUUAAAAGUACCGCUGUGUUGCAAUUUGCAUUUUAGGCUCUAUUGUGUUGUUUGACGGUGUAUUGUUCAUCUUUCUGGUUAAACAUAGAUGACAUGAUCAUUUUUCCAGAUAUCUGCAACCGCUAGAGUGGGUAGAAAAUCUUCAUCAGUGAUCUAAAUCUUCAGUGGGAAGUGAGACUUUGGUGUCAGUCCUUUUAGAAUGAAAGAGCACGGGGACUUUUUGCAGCAGUCACAUGGGAAGAACUCCACUGUUCAAGGCAGAUACCAGUACCACCUUUUUCCACUGCUGCUAGACUCGGAAUACACCAGAAUGUAGUGCUGCCACAAGAAUAUGCAAAGCAGUGGAAUAUCAGCUUGCCUCAUUCGUCUGUGCAGCUUUCUCGUUUUAAAAUGCUGACAAAUUGCGUCAGCCAGUGUGUCCUGCUUUACUUUAUGUUGCAUUUUGAUUGUUAGGUUUGUAAGAUGUGGGCCGCAGCAGCAGUCACAUUGUGAGAAUUUGGUCCUAAAUUUCUGGCUGUCAGAAUUUUGAUGCAGCUUUUUGAGACUGUCCUCCAAAGACAAACAGCAUCAGCUGUUUCGAGUAGUUUGUGGCUGCAGUACCGGAACUGCAUUUGUAGGACCCUUGUUUUCCUUGACACUAUGUUACUCUUGACUGCCCCCGAAGCCCAUUAGCCUUAACCUAACCAUCACAGGGCGUGUGCCUAAACCUAAGUUAUCGUCCACCGGUUAAACCUACAGCUGCGUACGUUGGCCGUGCAGACAGGGUUAACCUCCUUUAUGUUGCUGUGCAUGACCACUACCAAUCUACUAGAUGGAGCUGUCACAAAAUAACUACAGUCCUUGAACUGCAGUCCCAGGGCUGCGGGGGUCCUGAAAAUGCAGCCUCUGGUACUGAAGCUUUAUAAUAUUGAUUGUUUCAGCAGAUGCCAAAAACCAUAUUUGUUUACAUUCAAAGUUCAAAGCCCCCUAGUGACCGUAGGAAUGAUGUAUGGAUCAACAAAACAACUGACUUUAACUUGAGAGACCUUCUUGUUUCCUAGCGACUGUCAACGUUGCUUUUAACAAUUUCCCAACAUUAACCAAGGAGUUAUUAUUGUAACCAUGACGACGAUGGCCUCCUGACCUUAACGUAGUAGUCAUUUCAGCCCAAACCCCAACCAAGCGGUUUUUGUGCCUAACCCUAACCAGUUGUUAACCAUCAGAUUUGAAGGCACACACCAACGAUGGCUUCCUGCUGAUAGGGCAUCAAAUCAGAUAAUCAUUGUUGUUUUAGUUGGAGCAGCACAAAAUUACACAGUGUGUAAGGACUUUUUAGUGCCACUAGUUUCACUAGUGUUUCACUAGAAACCUCUGCUCUGCCCAGAUGCACUGCAUUAAACGAAUGUUUGCACGUUCGAGCACAAGCACUUUACUUGACAGUCAGUUUCUGUUCAGAAAUAGACGUGGCUGCGAGUGACACUCUUGAGUUGCUGGAUGUGUUGCUGCCUUCGUGACCUCUGACAUGGCUUUCCAGUCAGUACAGUUUUGGCAUCCCUUGACCCCAUUUGUUCUGUGUGAGUUACAGCUGCUGCUGUCUGUCCUCAGCACAGGGGCAGCACUUACAAAGCAGACACACACUCGGUGGAGGUUAUUUGUGUUGAUAGAAACGUAACUCUCAUAAUAUCAGAAAGGCAAUACACCUCACACACUAAAGACAGGAUUGAAACUGAGGUCUGACCAAUAGUUCUUGUUCUUGUAUUGUAAUCAUGGGACACAAAAACUUGAGAUAAUCCUAUACAAUUUAAACAAAUAAUGUACAUUUAUGUGUUCUUGCGUGCAAAACUGUGUGUCACUGGAAAUGUCCUACCUUGAUAAAUAUCGUCAGGAGGUGUUAAUUUUAAGUUCUGCUGAUGUAACUAGUAUGGUGCGACCUGUUUUUACAAAUUUUAACGCAACUAGUGCAACAGGCUGCAAGUCUUAUAGUACACAGGCCAACAUUAGCCAACAACUAUAUUUGAGCUGGUUUCUGUUGUAAAUGGUUUGUUGACAUCACUAAUGUUGUAAAUACAGCAGCAGAACAGGAUUACAUUAUGAAUUAUGAGAAGCAAAAUUAUAUAUAUUAUAUGGAAAAAGUGAAAAGGUCAGUAUUGGUCAAUAUUGCCACUGUGUCACACCCCAGUUGAAACAUAUGGGAGAAAAACAACAAUUCUCAUCCACUAUGUUCAAACUGUUAUGACAGACCAGAUUAAAAACAGGAUUUCCUGGAGCUCAUAGUCACUCCUCUGAGACACUACAAAGCAGCAGGACCAGUCUGCUGAGGGCCUCAAUGUGAAUAGUGUGCUUCCUUGUUUUUGCAUAGACACUUAACAUUCCAUAGUGUCUCGUCAUUUACAGUAAAUACUACAUUAAUUUCCGAGCUGCUCUGUAUCCUAAACAGUGCUGGUUACCAGCCACGACAGUGUCAUUGGGAUGUGUGUGUGUGUGUGUGUGUGUGUGUGUGUGUGUCAUCAACCCAAAAUAUGGUUCUGGAGAAUACUUACUGUGGCGGGAACUACCACUGAAGCAUUUUGAGUACUUUGUCAGGUGUUUCUUUGUCAACACGAUAGUGUCACAACAGCGCAAGAUGCAGUCAUGAAACUUUACACUUGUGUAGUUGAGAUCAAAAUGACUGUUGAGUAUAAAAAUGGCUGGUCUGAGCAAUGGAGCCAGAACAAAGGGGGUAGGAAGUAGGGAAGGGUCCAUUGGCCCCCUACUUUACACCCCUGGCCCACAUUUGUUUUUAAGUUGUGGAACUAGCUUUACUAAGAUGGCAAGAUCCAGACAGCCAAAACAAACAAUUGCUGUUGGACAUUCAAUAUUUAUGUUCUUGCCAAACAAAUUUUCAUUUAUCUUUUGCCAAUAAUGACACAUUCUAUAUUUGUGACUAACCAUGUUUAAUGUUCUACAUUACUUGUAUCAAACCAGGGAAUAUUUUAACCACAAAAAAAUAUAUAAACAAACAUAGGUUAGGAGUUGACCCUGCGAGGACGGCUAUGCAUAUUGAAUAAAUUUGGCACCUGUUCCGCCGGGCUCACUUCUCUCAUGCCAUGUGUUUCACCACAGCAUACACACCGAUCUGGCGUCGCUGCUGGUCUCUAGUUGGUCUCUAGUUCUCACAUGUUAACAUCAUAUGGCUGUCUGUGUUGUUGUGAUAUACUGGAACACACCAUUAAAGAAAAUUAGCAGUCUAAACUGGAUUUAUUCCAGCUUUAACCAAAGUCGUGUUGUGAAAGAUGAAGAGUGAAACUGCUGUUUCAGUUUGUACUUUUGUAGCCGAUGCAUGAGGAAGUUUUGUAAGAUGUUGCCCAUGAGUGUUAUUCAUUUUCGUCAAAGAAAUUAAAACUCCAGUGGUCAA
Micropterus dolomieu (smallmouth bass) is the source of this 5843-nucleotide messenger RNA. RefSeq names its product gigaxonin (gene gan). Gene Ontology annotation, biological process: regulation of cytokinesis; protein ubiquitination; cytoskeleton organization. Gene Ontology annotation, molecular function: ubiquitin-protein transferase activity; cullin family protein binding. The coding region runs from base 140 to 2086 and encodes 648 amino acids. NCBI's taxonomy places the organism in Eukaryota, Metazoa, Chordata, Actinopteri, Centrarchiformes, Centrarchidae. Gene Ontology annotation, cellular component: Cul3-RING ubiquitin ligase complex. The record is from RefSeq and is a predicted model, not a curated record. The transcript is spliced from 14 exons.